Molecule: messenger RNA, 3531 nt
Organism: Acanthopagrus latus (yellowfin seabream)
Lineage: Eukaryota; Metazoa; Chordata; Actinopteri; Spariformes; Sparidae
Gene: lrrc15
Product: leucine rich repeat containing 15
Exons: 2
Coding region: 275-1987 (570 amino acids)
Cellular component (GO): extracellular matrix
Molecular function (GO): protein binding
Source: RefSeq, a predicted model, not a curated record
CAGCGUCAGUGAAGCCUCAGCAAAAAGGACCUACGGAUUUCAUGAGCUCAGGGCAAAAAAAUAGAAGAACCAAAAAAAAACAAAAAAAAAACAAGAGUGGUGAGGGGAAGCGAGUGAUGACGAAGAGCAGGAAAAUGUGAUGGUGUGAGAGUUCAGACAGUGCUGGAAACUUUCAUCAGAGGAUCUGUGAAGCUGAGGAGGAAGGGGGGACGUGCAUAAAAGAUAACAACCCCGAGUCAUUCACUCAAUCGUCGGAUACACCGGGAGGGAAAUAAUGGAUCUGGCCCUGACCCUUCACGUGCUCCUACUUCUCUGUUCUCUCACUGCUGUGGCUUGGGCGUGUCCCGAUGGAUGUAAAUGUCAAGGAACCAAAGUUUUCUGCAGUGGCCUCUCAGACUUCCCCUCAACCAUGCCCUCCUCUACCACCGCCCUCUACUUCGCCGACUGUAGUAUCGACUCCCUGAAACCAGAGGACCUGGCUGAUUUCUCCAAUGCCCUCAGCAUCUUUGUGAUCAAAGACACUGUCUUGAGGGAAGUGCGCCUCGGCACAUUUGAUUCCACCACGAACAUAGGGGCUUUAGGGUUUACUGGCACCGAACUGCAAGAUCUCCCUGAGAACUUAUUCCAAAAUCUUCAGAAGCUUGAGAGUCUGAAUCUGAAGAGCAAUAGGCUUCUGGUACUCCGACCUAACUGGUUCUCCCAGCUGGCAGAUCUUAAAGUCCUUGACAUCAGUAAGAACCUGUUCACCUCUGUGCCUGUGGAAACUUUCCAGCCUCUUGUUGAGCUCCAGUACCUAAUGCUUUCCGCAAACAACAUCAGUCAACUCUCUAAAGACACAUUCAAGGGCCUCUCUAAGCUGAGGACCUUACGACUUAACAAAAACUCAAUACAGGGACUCCCCAUUGGCAUAUUUGAUGACCUUCGAAACCUGGAGGAACUAUCCCUACAUGACAAUAUGAUCACUCAUCUCUCCCAAGACCUGUUCUCUAAUAGUCUGAAACUCCAGAAGCUGUUCCUCUCUAACAACAGACUCACAUCUCUUCCGCAAGGGAUCUUCUUAAACCUCCCCCUCCUCUCCCAGAUCUCCCUGUAUGAAAACCAGCUGGAGAGUCUGGGACCAGGGGUGUUUGGACCCAUGGCCCUGCGGGACUUGUGGCUGUAUGACAACAAGCUGAGUCGUGUGGAGGAUGACACGUUUAAGAACUUGACUCAGCUGCGUCUGCUGGUGCUCAGUCGCAACCAGAUCAGCCACGUGUCCACCAAGGCUUUUAGCGGGUUGGAGAUGCUGGGAGAGGUAUCACUUCACACCAAUCGGCUCACAGCCCUUCAAGCUGGGACUUUCCAAGGUCUGCCCAGACUGAUCAACAUUUCCUUGGAGCACAACUUCAUCAACUCCCUCCCUUUGGGUUUUCUUCAGGGCCUGAGCCAUCUGGGACAGAUAGACCUGCGAAAUAACUCCUUUCCCAACCUGCCACAGGAGAGUCUGGAUGCCCUCACUGUCGCAUCUGAAGUACUCCUGCAGCAGAACCCCUGGAGGUGUGACAAGGAUAUUCUGCCACUCAGAGACUGGCUGAAACAGCACCCAUCCAAAGCCAACCAAACUCUUGUGGUCUGUGAAACGCCUUUCAGUCUGAAUGGCGAGCCAGUUGCCCUGCUGACUGAUGAAAACGUGACUCUUCUCAGCUCUACUGAGGCACCUGUUUGGACCUCAACGGAGAAGAGGAGGAAACCCAACACACAUCCACCUAGACGAAGCACUUCCUCACCGGCUGUCAAGACCACCCCAACAUCAGAGUAUGAGGGGGUCACCAGCGGAGGACAAGGAGAGAAGGAAACUUUUUCUAAUAACACUUCGCUCAUCCUCAUCAUCGUUGCAGCAGUGUCCACUGUCAUCAUCAGCACUGUCAUCGUCAGCUGUCUGUGCUGGAAGAGGAACAAGAGAGGCAGAGGAAACAUAGGUAGCAGAAAUAAGAACUCUGUGCUGUAGAGUAGACAAUCCGAUAUCCCAGAAACCCAAGGACUUCAAUGUCAAGGGGGAAACUGCUCACUGAUUACAGUGGUUUACUCAGAAAUUGUGGAGCUUAGCGUUGAUUUUAGAGCCUCAACGGCAACAGAAAUAACCACUUUAGCUCCAUUCAGAAGAACCAACUAGAUCAAACAACUUUCAAGCUGUAAUGAUGAAAUGUACCACAUUUGCCAGUACUCUUUUCAUGUGUGCUGUAAAAAAAAUGGACAGUGUAUGUACUAACUGUAAAAACAGGCAACCUGGACAUUUUACUGAUUGUAACCUAAGAUGCACUAAAACAGUGUUCUACUCUUCAGUGACACCGUAUAUAUAUGGGUAUUCAACAUUAACUUGUUAAAUAAGUUGCUUAUUAACAUCCAUACAAAUGCAAUAUUGGUUGUUUAAAGUACAUAUUAAUGUCUUAUUCUGAAAUAACUACUAUGCCAAUAACUAAUUUGCUAAUAGUUUGGCACCCACACAGUCACAUUAGAAUUGGGAACAUAUUGCGAUAAACUAAAUUUCAUGUUAUUUGGACAAACUGUGUUUUAAGAACAGACCAUAUCUAUUAAAUGUUAUGAGGGGAUAAUUAUAGGUCUUGCAGGAAUUCCACCUUAUAAGACUCGUACUGAGUAAAACAUAUUUCAAUUGUGUACAACAACCUCCUUACUUACCUCUUUCCCUCCUACUUAUGUAUAUGAUAAUAAGCAACUAGUUAAUGGUUACAGUAAUGUGUGCCCUACAGGUCUCUUUGGGAAAUUAAGAAUGCAUUCAGUACUUCUUCAAACUUUUUCAUUAUUCUUUUUCUUUCUACAGUACUAAUAGUUGCAGUUGGACAAUGGCUUUUCGUGCUAACAACAAUACAUACAAUAAAUACAUACGAGGAGUUUUGCAAAAUGGCUAUCCAUGAAAAAUCAAACGUCAAUCUUGACUCCAGUGUAAAAUAUAAAUGCUAUGGCUUCCACACUUACAAUGCAAAAUGCUACAAUACAAUAAAUGCACUACUUUUAGUGGGAGCAAUCUUGUGUUGUCAUCAUCAUUUACUGAAUUAAGUGUUAAAUUGCAUUCAUCUCCUUGAAGCAAGUGAUUCUCAGGAGUGUAUGGGGGAGUAAACUCCUCUCAAAGUUACUCUACUCACAAAUAAAGACUCACUUAUAAAAAUAGGAAGUUGCAUCACACUGACAGAUUGCGUUGUACAUCAGAUGGAAAGAAAAGGAAAAAGAAGCAGCCAAGCACCCAGCAGUAUUAAGAUUUGUUAUUUCAGUUGUGGCCCAUGCUUCACAUGAUGAUUAUCCUACUGUUAUUCGAAUUGUUAACAGACAGGAUUUUAAAUAAAGACUAAGUUUCUGAUUAUGUUGAUUGUGCCAGUUCGGUUUGUGGAAGGCCCCAAAAAACAAAACAAGUCCAGCCUGAGAAGAUUUUCUGAGCAGACUGGGAGGCUAAACUUUUCUUUUGUUGUUGUUGUUGCUGUUUUUUUUUUGUUUUGUUUUUUAAAUAAACACAGACUAGUAAACAUGUCACUUACCUAA